UUGCUGUAACAUCUCUUAUGAGAACGUUAGAGCUUCAGUUCCUACACCCCCAACCACGUGUUAUUCUCACAAACAAAGAGCAGAUCAAGUCUCUUCAUGAUAAACUUGACCGUUUGCUAGUUUAUCUUGAGGAAUCUGAGAAGAAAGCCACCAAUUGGGAGGAGAUGAAAGAAGUCACAAACAAAAUAAGAGGAGUGAGUGCGAAGGCAGAAGAUGACAUUGAAGCAGAGCUGUUGAAGGAUCAUCAUUAUCACAAACUCGAGAAAACCUUGCAACGAGUAGUGCAUGACGUUGAAGAGUUGAUGCAGAUUACAAGGAACACCAACCACUUUCCCAGCAAUAAUCCCACGGUUGGAGGCUCCUACCAACGUACCUCAGAUGUGGAGGAUGCAAUGGUGGGACACUCAGAAGAACUGGAUGCGGUAAAGUCUCAGCUCCUUCACCACUCACUCAAACAACGCCAAGUAAUGGCAAUGGUGGGUAUGGGUGGUAUCGGCAAGACAACUUUUGUUAAGAGAAUUUAUGACGAUCCUAUUGUCACAUCUCAUUUUCAGUUACGUGCUUGGACAACCAUGUCUCAAGUGCAUAACAAAGCACAAGCCCUCUAUGACCUUUGCCGUUGCAUCAUGCCAAUGAGCAGUACCUUCAACAACAAAAUGGAGGGUGAUCUGGAAGUCCAAUUGCGCCAAAGCUUAUUGGGCCAGAGGUACCUUAUUGUUGUGGAUGACAUAUGGACUACUAAAGCAUGGGAUGAUAUCCAAAGAUGCUUUCCGAAUGAUGAAAAUGGGAGCCGAAUUUUGUUGACCACUCGAGAUAGAGAGAUAGCUCUGUAUGCCAACUCUGGUCAGUAUUGUUAUAACAUGCGUUUCUUAAAUCCAUGUGAAGGUUGGGAUUUAUUUUACCAGAAGUUUUUGGCUAAAGAAUUUCUCAACAAUGAAUUUGAAAAAAUAGGGAGGAACAUUGUUCAGAAAUGUCAGGGUUUACCACUUACAAUUGUGGUGUUAGCAGGGCUUCUCUCUACUAUCAAGUCAGUAGAUGAAUGGGAAAACGUUGAAAGAACUAUAAAUUCAUUGCUGAGUUUAAAUCUUUCUGAACAAUUUUCAAGAAUAUUCAAUUUGAGUUACAACAGUUUGCAUAGCGAUUUGAAGGGUUGCUUUUUGUAUUUGGGACUUUUUCAUGAAGAUUGUGAGAUUCCAAUUAAAAGGCUUAUUAGGUUAUGGAUUGCAGAGGGAUUUGUAGGGACCAUGAGUCAUAACAAGAGGCUAGAAGAAAUAGGUAGAGAUUAUUUGCAAGAUCUUAUUGAUAGAAGUCUAAUUAUGGUUCAUAGGAGAAGCUUUGAUGGAAAAAUCAAGAGUUGUAAGAUGCAUGAUCUGCUACAUGAGUUGUGCACAAGCAAGGCUAAAAUUGAGAACCUUUUGUACCUUGAAACUGAGGGUAGUAGCGAUCGUUUUGGUCGCUUUAUUCAAUUGGGUGAUAGCCGUUGGUUAAGUCUUAAAGUAGCAAUUCCAGCUUUUCAUUUGGUCAUUGCUUCAGAGGAAUGUCGUUCUAUUUUAUGUUUCAAUAUGGCUCUAAACUGUGAUCGUGAAUGGUAUUUGCUGGCCAACUCUUUUAAGAAGUUAAGAGUGUUAGACUUGAGCAAGAUUAACUUUGCAAGAGGUAUGCCUCCAGAUAUUACAGAUCUUGUUUUCCUAAGAUACCUAGCAUUAGCCUCAAGUAAGCUUCUAAACUAUAUACCUGUGUGGAAAAAUUGGAACCUACAGACACUAAUUAUCAGUGAAGAUGACAACGGCUCCCGCAAGUCGCCUGAUGGAAUUUGGGAAUUGCCACAAUUAAGGCAUCUGGAAUUGUACCACCAGGUUUCUAUAGAUCUUCCAAAAGUGGUUCAACAGAAUCUGCAGACACUUUAUUGGUUGUCUACCUUAGAGUGCACAAUGGAAGUGUUUCUGAGAAUCCCGAAUGUUAAAGAGUUGGGAAUAAUUGCAGGAGACGAAGCCUCGCCACCACAGGGCUUAAAUAAUCUGUGUUGUUUAAGUCAUCUUGAGAAGCUAAAAGUUCAGGGCUCUUACCAUCCAGCUUCACACCUACGUCCACAGGCCACUAUCUACCCACAAAACCUUAAGGAGUUAACAUUUGUGAGAACUCUUAUACCAUGGGAGGACAUGAAUUGCAUUAGUGUGCUACCCAAUCUUGAGGUGCUUAAACUCAGAAACUUUGCCUGCGUGGGAUCAGAGUGGGAACUAAUUGAAGAAGGUGGCUUCCAACAGUUAAAAGUUUUGCUCAUUUCUCUUACAAAUUUGAAGGAAUGGAAGGCAAAUGUUGGGUCUCCUUUCCCGAAACUCGAAUGCUUACUCUUAAGAAAUUGCUUUGAGUUGAAAGAGAUGCCAGAGUGGAUUGAAGAUAUCAUCACACUCCGGUUAAUUAAGUUGGAGUAUUGCUACGCAUCCCUUGUGGGUUCUGCUCAGAGGAUUAAAGAAGAGCAACUUGACAACUACGGAAAUGAUAUGUUAGAUGUUAUUGACUCUAAUACACGACAAGAGCCUUUGGUUUGAAGCAAGGAGGCUAAGAAUCGUAUGGGGUGAUGAUACUAGGUAUUGGAUUUGGACAAGGGACUCUGAAUUUGGAUGUGAGGUUGCGAAGCUUGAAAAAGUUAGCUGGUUGGAAAUCAGAUUAAACUUUGACGUUAGGUGCUUAUCUAAGAUGACAUGUUAUUCUGCCUACCUUGUUUUCAAGCUUGAAAGGGGGCGCUUUCAAGA
Ipomoea triloba (trilobed morning glory) is the source of this 2753-nucleotide messenger RNA. RefSeq names its product putative late blight resistance protein homolog R1B-17. Gene Ontology annotation, molecular function: ADP binding. Lineage: Eukaryota; Viridiplantae; Streptophyta; Magnoliopsida; Solanales; Convolvulaceae. The coding region runs from base 18 to 2549 and encodes 843 amino acids. Gene Ontology annotation, biological process: defense response to other organism. The record is from RefSeq and is a predicted model, not a curated record. The transcript has 3 exons.